This is a messenger RNA of Sycon ciliatum, 2813 nucleotides long. RefSeq lists its product as uncharacterized. The transcript has 11 exons. Lineage: Eukaryota; Metazoa; Porifera; Calcarea; Leucosolenida; Sycettidae. The record is from RefSeq and is a predicted model, not a curated record. The coding region runs from base 240 to 1898 and encodes 552 amino acids.
CUGACCCUGUAGAUCUACUAUUUACUUGAUUGAAUGGAUUUCUUGCGGAGUGGAAAGGACAAACUGCUCACUACUACUAGUAUCUCACUACCUGUACUCUUUUGCUAGCCGUCCCGCGUCCGCGCGCGUACCGUCGGGCGCACACCAGCUAGUGUCAGCAAAUCAAACAGGGACUGGGUAGCAAUAUCCGUCUUUUGUUACUUGUACUUCGUAGUUUUGUUCGAUUGGGUCUGCUAGCAAUGGCCGAGGAGAAGAAACGGGCAGUGAAUGCGCCUGGUGGCACACUGCUUGGUCUGGCACAGGCAGACAGCAAAAAGACUCCAAAACGUGCCAAGAUCCCUCUUCCUUCGUUCGAGGAGAUCGUCGGCAUUGCAGAGUCGUUGAUGGAAGAGUUUCCCCCGGAGUUUGUCAACGCAGACUUCUGGGCAGAUAGAUAUCUGAGCUACUUCAAGCUGGAGCUGUCACGACGCAUAGUCAGUGCUAUGGAUCAGGGCUUGGUCUCAUGUACAAGUGGUGUUAGUGAUGACCAUGCAGGAACCGUGCCACCCCGUCUAGGUGGCAUUGAGAAGGAGCUCCUUGAUCUUAUGAUGGUUGAGGAUGGCAGUGGGCUUAGCCGUUUAUUGAUCCGCUUCCUGGAUGUGGGUGGGCAGACUAGUGGAACAAGAGCUAUUCUUGAUCAAGUCGAAUUGGUGCAUGGUUUCAUGCAGUGCGGUGGCCUCUGGUUUCUACAAGAACAGCUUGGAAAGUUAUCUCCCGAUAUUCCUAGACUGGGCAGCAUACUUCGGCUCAUUGCCUCUUUUGCCUUGGACGUACAGUGUAAGGUGAUGAUGGAGUCUGGUGACAUUGCACACUUGAUUGCUAAGCUCAGAGGCCAUGCCGAGGAAGUGGCAUUCUUUGCACAUCACCAAUCGCUGCAGAAGUGUCUUCUGCGCGGCCACAGUGUCCCUGAUUCAGUGGCAAGCUCAACAUCACUGAUGAUAGCGCUGGCUAUGAGCGAUGACAAUCAUAUUCGGAAUCAACUGUUGACUUGUGUAACACCUGCCACCAAUGGCCUAGUGCCUAUCCUCCUCAGGUCCAAGUCUGCAGAAGAUCUCUGGCUGGAGUCUUGUGGACGAGUGGUGGAUCACAGCCGAGCUGCUGGUGUGGCAUGCUCCACUCUCGCAUCAUCAUCCGAUCCCGGCCAGACUACUAGCACUAGCACCACUACUCCUGCUGCUGCCGGUGCUGCAGCUGGUACAGCUACAUCCGCAGCUGCAGGAGUAGAAGCAUCACAUGAUCAAGGUGGGACAGAACCCGCUACUACCGCUCCCAGUGCUCAGUCAAGCAGUGACCUGGCCGGCACCAGCUCACAGCAGGCUGAAAGUGCUAAGCAGCUAAUCGAAGAGGAAUGCGACCAGCAGAUCACCACUACCCUACAGAAUUGCCUGCGGAUGCUAGCUGGACGGUGUGCUGCAUGGCAGAACAUGCAGAAAUCGAGCGCUUCCCGUGCUGAGCCAGACUUAUCUGGUGACAUAGACAAGCUGUUCUCGCACAGUGUACUGAGCAUACAGGUGCAGAUGCCAGGUGUCCUUCUCACUUCUUGCUAUUCGAAAUAUCGCAAGUUUGCCAUCAAGGCCACCGAGAUGCUACUGGAAGACUCAAAGCUCGGGGAGCUGUCCCUGUUCACACGCCUGCCGGAGUGGACAAUGCUGAAAGAAAGCAUAGCAAGCUGUGUGUGCUCAGCUGAUCAAGACCUUGCAAAAGCAGCAAGACACUUUGUUGCUAAACACGGACUGCAAACACCCAGCCUGAAAAACAUCUGCCUGCUACGCGUCUCGGAGAGCGUGAUGCAGCUCCAGUCCGUGCUUCAUACCAUUCCACCAGUAUUUCUCAAGCGGCUGCGGCCAUGUGUGGUGUGAUUCACAGUGGUGAAUAAAUCGGUUCCCAUCGUGACCUAGCACAUGCACAGCCUAUGUACACUGUACUGUACUGUAGAGUUCAAGGUGACCUACGGAAUAGUAGGGCAGUGAUUAGAAUCCUGUUGAGACAGAGUAGAGAUAGACUGCUGGUGACUGGAGCUGGCGUGUGCCAUCACUUUGCCUGCGGCAGUUUCAAGUUUUAACUGAACACAACUACCUUGCACUGCAUCCCUAUUCAAAGCAUACUGUUUCAUUUUCAUCUCAUAAUCCUAUAAUCUUUAAUACGCUUUCGGUGUCUAUUUACUGUAAAGUAAAAUCCGAGUGAUUUCAGGCAGUGAUGUUGAAAACCACCGUCAGUUAUCUAGAAAAAUCGGAAACUCUCUGAAGCAGGGUUCUAUUUCAAAUCUGCUGUUCAUCCACAAGUAUGCUGUUAUGUUUUGCAUCAGUUCUAUUCCAAACUACAUUAGACAUUGAAAAGAGCGGCCGGAAAGCGCAGUUGUGGUGGUUCAUGGGAAAAAAUACAUUAGCAACCCGUGAUUCACUAGUUGAGCAAUCAUUAGCACUAGCAAUCAUUGUAGUAAUUAUAUCUUCGAAAAAUGACCAUUGUUCAGUCACACCACGACUCCACUAUGCAGCAGUCUCGGCCGACCUAUUCCACUUGCACAUCACCAUCAAAACAAUGACAAUUCCGUUGAAUUUUGAAUGAAGACGAAAAAUUUCAUCAACGUAAUGUAGAAAAAUCACAACGAUGUUUAGCUCAAGUUUAAAAUAUUCUAACCAUUUCAAUUUUUUAAUUCUGACUCCUCCAAUCCCCUAAUCUAUUCGAAUCAUUCUUUCACUCCAAGCUCCCUCAUGUCUACUCUCAUGUACCCAUCCAUCACUUUUAUAUUGAAAAAAAAAGAAAGAAAGCUUCUC